Sphenostylis stenocarpa is the source of this 306-nucleotide messenger RNA. NCBI's taxonomy places the organism in Eukaryota, Viridiplantae, Streptophyta, Magnoliopsida, Fabales, Fabaceae. The record is from the annotation of a GenBank genome assembly.
AUGGAUCUUAUGCAACAUUGGUCCUUACGCAUCAUGAGUUCGGGGAACACUACAACAUCAACAUGUCCAUCGAAGUAUGUUUGCAAUCUCCUUAAUACUAUUUCAUAUGUGCACCACGUUUUAUGGCGAGAUCCACAUCCUACUCUCUGGCUAUGGAUUCAUAUAAAGAUGGAUGAAGAGAUAAGCAAGAAGCAAGAAGCAAGAAAAGAUUCUCCUUUGCUCUGUGUAUGGCCAUCUUUGAUCUGGGUGAGAGAUACGCGUAUCAAUGGGGUUCAGACAUGUUCCCCCACACACCAAUUCUUCUAA